GCCGGGCGCAGACCGGGCGGGGCUGGCGGACAGUGAUGAGCGGGCGCGCGGGGAGGCUGCACGCCGCUGCCGCCGCCGCCGCCUGGAGCAUCAGCCGCCUGAGCUGCUGCUCGCCGCCGGGGCCCCGGCCAUGGAGACGCUGAACGGCCCCGCGGGCGGCGGCGCCCCAGACGCUAAGCCGCAGCCGCCCAGCCAGCACCACCGCCACCACCACCUCCACCCGCUGGCCGAGCGGAGGCGGCUGCACCGCGCGCCCUCGCCUGCCAGACCCUUUCUCAAGGACCUGCACGGGCGGCCUGCGGCCCCCAGCCCGGUCGCCCCCUCUUCGGGCCGAGCCCCGGCGCCCGCCGCCCCGCGCUCGCCCAGCCUCGCGGGUAAGGCGCCGCCCUCGCCGGGGCCCCUGGCCGCGCCCGGCCGCCUCUCCCGGCGCAGCGGCGGCGCCCCUAGCGCGAAGGACAAGCCGCCGCCGGGCGCUGGGGCCAGGGCAGCGGGCGGCGCCAAGGCCGCUCCGGGCCCCAGGAGGGCGGCGCGCGCGGUGCCCGCCGAGCCGCUGCCCCGGGUAGGGAAGCCGCCGCCCGGGGCCGAGCCGCCGUCCGCCGCUGCCAAGAGCCGAAAAGCCAAACGCGGCUCCGGGGCGGCUCCCGCCCGCACCACCGGGCCCCUGGUCCCCGCCGUCCCGGUCCCGGCCGUGAUCCUCGCCGUGACCUCCGUGGCCGGCUCGCCGGCCCCCGGCUCGCGCAUCAGCCACACCGACAGCAGCUCCGACCUCUCCGACUGCCCCUCCGACCCCCUGUCAGACGAGCAGCGCCUACUCCCCGCCGCCAGCAGCGACGCCGAGUCCGGCACAGGCUCCAGCGACCGGGAACCCCUGCGAGGAGCUCCCGCAACAAGCCGCGCAGCUCGGGGGGCGCCGCCGGGCAGCCCCGAGCCCCCUGCCCUUCUCGCCGCGCCCACCGCCGCCAGCGCCUGCCUUGCGGGACGGAGCAGCCCGAGUGGGGUCCUUGUGGAGGAUGCCGGGGGGCGCGCGCUGCUGGAGCGAAUGGUCCCCGGGACCCCCAAGGAACGCGGCCAGGGCGAGCAGCCCCGGCUGGUGCAGGCGGCGGAGGAGGAGGAGCUGCUGCGGGAGAUGGAGGAGCUGCGCUCGGAGAACGACUAUCUCAAGGAUGAGUUGGAUGAACUCCGUGCUGAAAUGGAAGAGAUGAGGGACAGUUACUUGGAAGAAGAUGUUUACCAGCUGCAGGAGCUGCGGCGGGAGUUGGACCGUGCCAAUAAAAACUGCCGAAUCCUGCAGUACCGCCUCAGGAAGGCCGAGCAGAAGAGUCUGAAAGUGGCUGAGACUGGGCAGGUGGAUGGCGAGCUCAUCCGAAGUCUGGAGCAGGACUUAAAGGUCGCCAAAGAUGUGUCCGUCAGACUGCACCAUGAGCUUGAAACUGUGGAGGAAAAGAGAGCGAAAGUGGAAGAUGAGAAUGAAACUCUCCGACAGCAGAUGAUUGAAGUGGAAAUCUCCAAACAGGCCCUUCAGAACGAGCUGGAGAGGCUGAAGGAGAGUUCCCUGAAGAGAAGAGGUAGCCGGGAAACAUACAAAGAAAAGAAGGCCUUCACCCAGAGCGGUGGAUCGGAGCGCCUUGGGAACUGCAGGUCUGCAACCAAAACUCAAAGGAAACUGGCGCCCCGGCGCAAGGAUGACAGUGCCGACCUGAAAUGCCAGCUCCAGUUUGCCAAGGAGGAGGGCUCGCUGAUGCUCAGAAAGAUGGCUAGGCUGGGACGGGAGAAGGACGGGCUGGAGCAGGAGCUGCAGAGGUACAAGGCCCUCUACGGGGAGGUGGACAGCCCCCUCCCCACAGGGGAGGCCGGUGGGCCACCCAGCACCCGGGAGGCGGAGCUGAAGCUGCGGCUGAAGCUGGUGGAGGAGGAGGCCAACAUCUUGGGCCGCAAGAUCGUGGAGCUGGAGGUGGAGAACCGGGGCCUCAAAGCGGAGAUGGAAGACCUGCGGGGCCAGCACGAGCGUGAGGCUGUGGGCCGGGACCCCCUCCCCGGCCUUCCUACCUCCCCCUUCAGUGACUCCCUGGAGUCUUGCACUGAGCUGCGCAGACACCUGCAGUUCGUGGAGGAGGAGGCGGAACUGCUGCGGAGGUCCAUCUCCGAGAUCGAGGACCACAACCGGCAGCUGACGCACGAGCUGAGCAAGUUCAAGUUCGACCCGCGGCCAGAGCCUGGCUGGCUGGCUGAGGGCGCCAGGGGGGUGCCCCUGCAGGACGAGCUGCAGGCGGCGCGGCUGCAGAUCAGUGAGCUGAGCGGGAAGGUGCUGACGCUGCAGCAUGAGAACCGUGUGCUGCUGUCCGCCCAGCGUUGCGCCCCAAGCCCCCGUGACAGCGAUGCUGACAGCGAUGCGGGCAAGAAGGAGAGCGAUGGGGAGGAUGGCCGGCCACCUCAGCCCCGGCGGGAGGGCCCCAUUGGCGGUGAGAGCGACUCGGAGGAGACCUUUGAGAAAACAUCGGGCUUCAGCAGUGGGAAGCCAUCGGAGGCUGGUGAGUGCCCGGCAGAGCUGCUGAGGGCCCGGGAGGACUCAGAGCGCCUGGCGAGCAUCAGGCAUGAGGCCGAGCGGCUGGAGCGGACGGUGGAGCGCAUCAUCGCCGACACCGAUGGCUUCGAGGACACGGCGCUGCAGGGCAGCGAGACCUCGCCCGGGGCCGGGGAGAGGGGAGCGGGGGCGGACAAGGCGCCCCAGCUGCUGGGGACCCUGAACACGAGGAUGAAGGCUUUCAGGACAGAGCUCCAGGCCUUCCUGGAGCAGGUGGAACGGCUGGGGGAUGGCCUGAGGGAGCGGCUGGAGGGCCUGUCCCCACUGCCCCACCUCACUGAGUCGUCCAGCUUCCUGUCCACUGUGACCUCCGUAUCCCGGGACUCCCCAGUCGGGAACCUGGGGAAGGAGCUGGGCCCGGACCUGCAGUCCAAACUGAGAGAUCAGAUGGAGUGGCAGGAACGAGGGGAGGAGCGAGGGCGCCCGCAUCUCCGAGCUGCACGGGAGCUGCACCGCCGAGCUGACGGGGACGCUGGGAGCUGCCGGCCUGGAGCCCAGAGCUGCUUCAACCUGGAGAUGGCAGAGGAGCACCUCUGUGCCCUGAGGUGGAGGGAGCGAGAGAUGCAGGAGCGAACCUGGGCCGACGAGAGGCCUCUGGUGCAGCAGGAGCUGCGGGCCCUGAAGCAGCAUGUCUUCCUCUUCUACAUCAAGCUCCGGUGGCUGCUGAGACGCUGGCGGCAGGGGAAGCAGCUGGAGGAGGAGGCGGACGACUCCACCGAGUUUCAGAGCGAGCUUCCAGAGACCUUUCCCAGGCUCGGGGAGCUUGGGGUCCAGGGGGACCCCAAGCUGGAUGGUCCAAACCAAGAUGAUGACGGGCCAGGCUGUGGCUUCUCGCUGGGGGAGCAGAUUGCUGAGCAUGGAUCAUGGCUGCAGCCCACAGACGGGGGACAGCCACACAGGCAGAUGGCGGAGAACCAGCCGCUGUUCUGUGCGCUCAAGGCGCUGCUGGAGGACCUGCGUUCAGAGCUGCGGGAGGACGUGCGUGCACGGCGGCGGCUGCAGCAGCAAUACGCCGGCGACAAGGCUGCCUGGGACGUGGAGUGGGCUGCGCUCACGUGCCGCCUGGAGCAGCUGGAAGCAAAGACGGAGAAGAGCUUGGGAGACAUGGGCUCCAAUGCCGACAGCAAAGGGGCGUUCAGGAAGGAGAGGGAGGCACACCAGAAGCUCCUGGCGGAUAGUCACGGGCUGGUCAUGGACCUGCGCUGGCAGAUCCACCACAAUGAGAAGAACUGGAACCGGGAGAAGGUGGAGCUCCUGGACCGCCUAGACCGGGAGCGGCGGGAGUGGGGGCGGCAGGAGAAGGAACUGCUGUGGAGGAUCGAACAGCUGCAGAAAGAACACAGUCCCCGGAGAGGUGGCAGCUUCCUCCGUGAUCAAAACGAAGGUGACGACCACUCCUGUGCCCACGUAGGGAUGUGGCCAUGCUCGGAUGCCGACUCCACUGCCUUUGAGGACCGGCCGCUGUCCAAGCUGAAGGAGUCCGACAGGUGCUCGGCCCGGGAGAACCUCUACUUGGAUGCCCUGUCUCUGGAUGAUGAGCCUGAGGAGCCCCUGGCCCAUGGGCCACAGAGGGAGUUCAGGAACUGCUUCCCUGAGGAAGGAGAAAAUCACAAGGGAAAUCUUCAAAGGGCUGUGUCUGUGUCGUCCAUGUCAGAGUUCCAGCGCCUGAUGGAUGGCUCACCCUUCCUGCCAGAGAAGGGCCUGCCAGCCGCCAGCAACAAGGAGGAUAUCACCCCACCCCUCUCCCCUGACGACCUCAAGUACAUCGAGGAGUUCAACACCAAGAGCUGGGACGAUGGGCCCCCAGACCCCUGGGCGGACAGGACUGAGGGGGUGCGAGAGGGGCCCGAGUUCGGUGCCGAGCCUUUCCCUGAAUCUUCUUGGUACCUCACCACGAGCGUCACCCUGACCACGGACACCAUGACCAGCCCGGAGCACUGCCAGAAGCAGCCCCUGAGGAGCCUGGUCUGCACCGAGCAGGCCGGGAUGAGGGUGCUGCACAGCCCACCUGCCGUGCGCAGGCUGGAUGGGAUCAUGGUGGCAGGUGGCGAGGGCAGGGUCCGUGGGGGCCCAGGGGACACCAAGGGGGGCCUCUCAGAACAAGUGCUUAGCAGGUGGCCUUGUGCCACCUCCAGGCACCCCCGGGACUACACGGAGGGGGGGCUUCAGCCCCUUGACAGUGCCCUGGGCAACCCCCUAGGUUUCUCCUCCUCUCUGCACAGCCUGGAGAUGUCCAAGAACAUGAGUGACGACAUGAAGGAGGUGGCCUUCUCCGUCAGGAACACCAUCUGCUCUGGCCCAGGUGAGCCUCCAGUCAAGGACAUAGCCUGUCAGACCAACGGGUCCCGGACGACGGGGACACAGACUGUUCAGACCAUCAGCAUUGGCCUGCAGACCGAGGCCCUGCGGGGCAGCGCCAUCACCAGCAGCCCCCACAAGUGUCUCACGCCCAAGGCAGGCAGUGGUGCCACCCCCGCAUCCUCUCCAUCGCGCGGCCUCAGGAGCAGGCAGGUGGCCCCAGCCAUCGAGAAGGUGCAGGCCAAGUUUGAACGCACGUGCUGCUCCCCCAAGUAUGGGUCUCCCAAGCUGCAGAGGAAGCCCCUCCCUAAAGCUGAGCAGCCAAAUAGGACUUCCCCAGGGCUGGGGCAGAAGGGGUGCAGUGAGUCAGCCUGGGCCCGCUCCACCACCACGCGGGAGAGCCCUGUGCACACCGCCAUCAACGAUGGCCUCUCCAGCCUCUUCAACAUCAUCGACCACAGCCCUGUGGUGCAGGACCCCUUCCAGAAGGGGCUGCGGGCUGCCAGUCGGUCUCGCUCGGCAGAGCCCCGGCCAGAGCUGGGCCCAGGCCAGGAAACCAGCCCCAGCUCUCGGGGACGGUCACCCAGCCCCAUUGGGGGCAGCUCUGAGACAUGCAGGGAGGAAGGGGGCGAGAGCACGCCUGUGAGGCAGGACCUGUCUGCUCCCCCCGGCUAUACACUCACUGAGAACGUCGCCCGGAUCCUCAACAGGAAGCUGUUGGAACACGCCUUAAAGGAGGAGCGGAGGCAGGCUGCCCACGGCGCCCCCAGUCUCAGCGGAGACAGCCAUGGGGCAGAAGCGGUCAGAGCCGAGCCAGUGUCCAUCGAGGAACUACCUUGUUCUGCACUAGCUCCAUCCCUAGAACCCUGCUUCUCCAGGCCCGAGAGACCAGCAAACCGUCGCCCUCCGUCCCGUUGGGCCCCACAUUCCCCCACUGCCUCACCAGUUCCGUCACCCGGGGACCCGACCUCCUUGGAGGAGCUAGGCGAUGAGGAGCCACCCGGGGAGAAGCCACACCUGUGAUGCAGGUUCUCAUGGAUGAUCCGGAAUAAUUCACUGUAAUUUGCAACACCAUGCCGUCAUCAACCGAACUCUGCCCCCAAAAGGAGAGAUCUGGUUUUCUCAAGGUCAAAGAAUGUUUUUUUUAAAAAAUUACACAGCUGCUGAAUGUUCAACCUGUGAACCUGAGAUGUUUCUAGAAUGAAACAGUCAAUGUGCCUGUAAGAACUUAAUUUUUUUCAUAGCUCAGAAAACUAUUUUUGUCUCCAUCUUUUUUUACACACAGUAUAUUAAAGGUAAAUAAGAUUAAAUAAAUUUAAAAAAGGAGUAAGUUUUAAAGAUGUACAUUUUACGAGAUUCUGAAUACCCUCACUCUCGGUACCGACUGCCUGUCUGUUAAAUUUGCACUGUUAACAUUCUGGUUUGGUUUAUUUCCACAUUGAAUUAGAGUGUUUUAAGUUAAUUUCAUUUUGUCAAUUGUUCUUGUUUAAGAAUUUCUGAAAUGCUUCAGACUGUCUUGAUUCAGUGGACUUUUUGUAAUGAAAAAACCGUCUGACACCGGCAGACAGGGAAGAUCUCCUGUAGCCUGAAGGAUGGAAGGCAGCAUCCUGGAAGAGGCACCGAGGCCUCUGCUGGGCUCCCACACUCGCUGUGCAAUCCACAUGUUCUCUGCCUGCACGUCUUGGGGCUCAAAGCACGGGGUGCAUGUACAUACCGCCACAGGGUCCCCCCACCGCCACCGUGAGUCCUGUCCCACGUGACACGCCGUCAGCUCCCUUCUACUGCACUGUCACUGUUAUCCUCGUGCACCAAUGAUACAACAGCAAGGCAUUUUUUUACUUAUUGUUAAAAGAUUAACUGGCAUUAUACAGUGUUUACUCAAAAUUUUUCUUGUUUAAGGAAAAACACUACAAAAAGUCAUGAGGAAGCCAAAUGGAAAGAGAGGGUGGUGCCUCAGAGUCUGUAUGAGACAAUGAUGAAGAAAUAAAGCCUUUCCAAGUCGGUGCCUGCAGGA
This is a messenger RNA of Phacochoerus africanus (Common warthog), 6893 nucleotides long. It is a transcript of the gene MTCL1, whose product is annotated as microtubule crosslinking factor 1. The transcript has 15 exons. NCBI's taxonomy places the organism in Eukaryota, Metazoa, Chordata, Mammalia, Artiodactyla, Suidae. The record is from RefSeq and is a predicted model, not a curated record. Gene Ontology annotation, cellular component: lateral plasma membrane; apicolateral plasma membrane; microtubule bundle. Gene Ontology annotation, molecular function: microtubule binding. Gene Ontology annotation, biological process: regulation of autophagy; establishment or maintenance of epithelial cell apical/basal polarity; microtubule bundle formation. The coding region runs from base 131 to 5902 and encodes 1923 amino acids.